GUUAUCUUCAAAUUCGUUUUACUCAUGCCGAAUGCUUUCUCUCUCUAGAACUCUGCUCGAGAUUUUCGUCAUCCGUACAGCAUUUUUUUCGUAAUAACAGGAUUCGGAGAUUUUAGAUUUUGGAUGUGGUUAAAGAUUCUUCAAUUGCUACUAAAAAGUGCGAUUCUUCCUACCGGAGCAAUCACGAUGAUCCGAUGAAUCUUGAAAUUCAACUUCAAAAAUUACAAACAAAGCAGCCUUUUUUCCGAUUAGCAACAUUCGUUUCUGGAUUCGUUUUUGUGUGGAUAGCUUCUAUUGGUUGAAAGUGAGAAUGCUGGAGACAGAAUCUUGCCCAUCGAGGGUAUUAUCGCCUUUUCGGGACGAAAGUGGCGAUGAAGAGCUGUCGGUUCUUCCGAGGCAUACAAAGGUUGUCGUGACCGGUAAUAACCGAACAAAGAGUGUUUUGGUGGGUCUGCAGGGUGUUGUCAAGAAGGCUGUCGGGCUUGGUGGUUGGCAUUGGCUGGUCCUGAAGAACGGGGUUGAGGUGAAGCUCCAAAGAAAUGCUUUGAGUGUGUUAGAACAUCCUACCGGGAACGAAGAAGACGAUGAUUACGAAUUUGAUUAUUCGAGCAGUGGCUCUGAUAUUGUCGAGAAGGACGAUCAUCGCUUUUCUUCCGCCUUUCACUUCAGUAAGAUCAGCAAGCCUAGAGUUCGGUAUAGUAGACCGUGGUCGCCAUCUGCAUCCACAAAGUCGGUGAAUCGCAGUAAUUGCAGAGAAGUUCUGUCCAAAUGUAACGGAACCAAAUUGAGAGUUAAUUUGGCGAAGCUUGGAACUGGAUCAUUAUGGAGAUAUACGCGAACCUUCCAUCUCGCACAUAUUAGUCCUAACCCUACAAAGGAGCAGCUGGUUCAUGCCAUCCAACAACAUUUUUCAUCACAGCGCGUGGACGAGUUACAAGUGAUUGUGGAAUUUAUCCGAGCGGCCAAGAGACUACAUUCAGUCGGCGCGAAUUGAGUAACUGCAAAAAAGGUGAAUCAUGAGUUUCUUAAAUGCCUGUAAUAUAAAAUGUAUCUAGCUACUAGUACAUAUACUGAAGGAUAAUCCUAACUCCCUAGUACUACUACUUAUUUCCAUCUCUAGUUAAAUUUAACUACUAGUGUAGAGAGAGAAAGAGAUAGAGAGACCAGGUGUGUGUGUGUGUGUGUGUGUGUGAGAGAGAGAGCUUUUUUUAUGAUCUUCAACACUAACCUCUGUAUUAUGGCCAUUUAAUUAUAUUGUGCUCUUUAUACGGUGCAAUUAAUUAAUGUUUAAUGUGGUUGAUUA
Erythranthe guttata (spotted monkey flower) is the source of this 1303-nucleotide messenger RNA. RefSeq lists its product as hypothetical. Gene Ontology annotation, cellular component: histone deacetylase complex. NCBI's taxonomy places the organism in Eukaryota, Viridiplantae, Streptophyta, Magnoliopsida, Lamiales, Phrymaceae. Gene Ontology annotation, molecular function: protein binding; transcription coregulator activity. Gene Ontology annotation, biological process: regulation of DNA-templated transcription. The record is from RefSeq and is a predicted model, not a curated record.